Messenger RNA from Aureobasidium pullulans EXF-150, 1071 nucleotides. Its product is annotated as G-protein alpha subunit. The record is from RefSeq and is a predicted model, not a curated record. Gene Ontology annotation, biological process: adenylate cyclase-activating G protein-coupled receptor signaling pathway. The transcript is spliced from 6 exons. NCBI's taxonomy places the organism in Eukaryota, Fungi, Ascomycota, Dothideomycetes, Dothideales, Saccotheciaceae. The coding region runs from base 1 to 1071 and encodes 356 amino acids. Gene Ontology annotation, cellular component: heterotrimeric G-protein complex. Gene Ontology annotation, molecular function: GTPase activity; G protein-coupled receptor binding; GTP binding.
AUGGGUAACUGCAUGAGUUCAAGAGGAGGUGACGAUGAAGGCCAAAAGAAGAAGAGUCAGGCCAUUGAUCGCGGACUCGAGGAAGACUCGAAGAAGCUACGGCGCGAGUGCAAGAUCCUGCUGCUCGGUUCCGGUGAGAGCGGCAAGUCGACCAUUGUAAAGCAGAUGAAGAUCAUCCACCAGAAUGGCUACAGUGUCGACGAAUUGCGCCUGUACAGGCAUACCAUCUACAAGAACGUCAUCGACUGCGCAAAAGCACUAAUCGGCGCCAUGCAACAAUUCGACAUCUCUCCAGAGGUCUCCGAGAAUGUCCAACACUGCGAAUUCAUCAUGCAGUUCACCGUGGAUCCCGAUCCGAACGCUCACCUCGACGCGAGAUGCGCUACAGCCAUCACUUCGAUUUGGAAAGAUCCGUGUAUACCUAGAGUCCUCGACCACUCGAGCGAGUUCUACAUGAUGGAUUCAGCAUCAUAUUUCUUCGAUGAAGUCCACCGAAUAACCCAAGAUGAUUAUUGUCCGACAGAGGCAGAUGUUUUAAGAGCGAGAACAAAGACUACGGGUAUCUACGAGACGAGAUUCCAGAUGGGGCAACUCAGCAUACACAUGUUCGAUGUUGGUGGACAGCGAAGUGAGCGUAAGAAAUGGAUUCAUUGUUUCGAGAAUGUCACGUCCAUCAUCUUCUGCGUUGCUCUCAGCGAAUACGAUCAGGUGCUUUUAGAAGCCAGUGAUCAGAAUCGCAUGAUGGAAAGUUUGGUCCUCUUCGACUCUGUCGUCAACUCGCGAUGGUUCAUGAGAACAAGUAUCAUCCUCUUCCUCAACAAGGUCGAUUUGUUCAGGCAGAAGCUGGGCAAGUCACCACUCUCAAACUACUUCCCCGACUACUCGGGCGGCAACGACGUGAAUCGUGCCGCAAAGUAUCUGCUCUGGCGAUUCAACCAGGUCAACAGGGCCCAUCUCAACCUAUACCCUCACCUCACCCAAGCGACUGAUACAUCAAACAUUCGUCUAGUCUUCGCCGCAGUGAAAGAGACGAUUUUGCAGAACGCGUUGAAGGAUUCAGGAAUCCUCUAA